AUGAUUUCUAUUACUAAAGGACAAUUGCUUUUUCUAAACAUUUUUGCUUUUUUUCUCAUCAUUCUCUACUUCAAAAGCUCGAGUAGUUACUAUAGAAAUAUAAUUUCACAGAAUGCUCAUAGAGAUAGAAAACCUUAUAUAGUAAUUUACAACAGAAUACCUAAAACUGGUUCAACUACUUUUACAAAUGCUGUGGCAUAUGAUUUAUUCAAAACGAACGGGUUCAAUGUAAUUCACUUAAAUAUGACCAAAAAUCGCCAGAUUAUGAGCAUUCCUGAUCAGUUUGAUUUUGUUACAAAUGUUACUACAUGGCACGAACGACUUCCCGCUUUCUAUCAUGGCCAUGUUUCUUUUAUAGACUUCACCAGAUUCGGCUAUCCAAAUCCUAUAUACAUCAAUCUUCUCCGGGAGCCAUUAGAUCGUCUACUCUCACAUUACUACUUCUUACGGUACGGUGAUAACUAUCGAGUUGGGCUUAAAAGGAGUCGGGCAGGGAAUAAUGAGACUUUUGAUGAUUGUGUAUCACGCAGUGGAAAAGAUUGUGAUCCGAAACAGCUGUGGAUGCAAAUUCCUUACUUUUGCGGACAUCAUCAUUUCUGCAGUGAAGUCGGAAGCACUGAUGCAUUGGAUAAAGCAAAACGUAAUUUGAUUGAGAAUUACCUGUUAGUCGGAGUCAAUGAACGAAUGAGAGAUUUCAUAGCUUUACUUGAAAAGGCGUUCCCUCCUUUUUUCGAAGGUGCAUUAUCACACUUUGAUGGACUUGAUGAAAAUCGAGCUCAUCUGAGAUAUACAAAGAAAAAAGUGAUGCCUACCAAGAAGACUUUAGAAAUAAUCAAGAAUACUGUCGCGUAUCGAAUGGAGAAAGAGUUUUAUGAUUUUGCUAGAGCCGAAUUUGAUGCCAUUUUCAAAAAAGCGACAAACGGUACCGACAAAGCUGAGAACAUUCGAUUGUUAUCGAAUCAGUUUCACUAUGAAAAAAUAAAACCGGAGAGAGGAAGCAGGGAUAGAUGA
This is a messenger RNA of Auanema sp. JU1783, 1011 nucleotides long. The record is from the annotation of a GenBank genome assembly. Lineage: Eukaryota; Metazoa; Nematoda; Chromadorea; Rhabditida; Rhabditidae.